Molecule: messenger RNA, 732 nt
Organism: Papaver somniferum (opium poppy)
Lineage: Eukaryota; Viridiplantae; Streptophyta; Magnoliopsida; Ranunculales; Papaveraceae
Exons: 1
Coding region: 1-732 (243 amino acids)
Source: RefSeq, a predicted model, not a curated record
AUGGCUAUUUUGAGAAAUCAGUGGAAGUUGACUGGAGAUUGUCAUUUAAUUCCUUUGGGUAAAGGUUUUUUCAUUAUCAAAUUAUCUAAUGAAGUUGAUCAAAAUUAUAUCAGAAAUUAUAGAUGGGAUGUUCAAGAUCACGUGUUGAGAACUCGUAAUUGGAUUCCUAAUUUUAGACCUGAAAAUCAAAGAACUUCUCAUGCUUUGGUAUGGGUUUCUCUACUUGGUUUAAGUUUAGAAUACUGGGAUGAAAAAACUUUGUUCACUAUUUGUGAUGCAAUUGGUAAUCCUGUUAAAGUUGAUGAUACUACUCUCAAGUACUCAAGUGGAUAUGCUGCAAAAGUUUUGGUUGAAGUGAACCUAGCAAAUCCAAUUCCAAACAGGCUAUGGAUUAUUACAAAAUAUGGAAGCUUUUCUCAGGGUGUUGUUCUUAACAAUCUUCCAAAUUUUUUUUCUAAAUGCAAAAUAGUUGGUCAUUUUUUAUCAGAAUGCAGGUUUCAAAAGAAUUCUUCUAUGGAACAUCCCACUGAAUCUCCUACAGAGAGUGUGGAGAAACCAAUUGAUAAGCCUCAGGUGAACAAUGUUCAAGAACCUUUUGAUAUUUGUCCUCCUCCAGUAGCACCCAACAUUGUUAAUCCUGCAUCUGAUAAUGAAACUCUCAUAACAAAUGAAAGAUUUAGUUCUUUACAAGAUGAAGAAAUGAUUGUGGAGGAAGCUAGUGGUGAAAAAUAA